This is a messenger RNA of Seminavis robusta, 1194 nucleotides long. NCBI's taxonomy places the organism in Eukaryota, Bacillariophyta, Bacillariophyceae, Naviculales, Naviculaceae. The record is from the annotation of a GenBank genome assembly.
AUGGCUCCGCAACCGCCUCAAGACGAAGAGCAACAGCCUCUGCUUACCAGUGGCAGCCAUGACUCUGCUACUCUCAAGUCCUACGACACUGCCGUAUCCACCUCCUCAUCUUCAGGAGACCAUGGCAAUGAUGAUGACGCUGUAUGGGAACCCCUCGCAGCAUCCUCCUCGUUGGAACUGCCAGAACACGAGCAACACUCUUCCGGCCCCAAGACUACUGGUGGCGGCUACAGUAGUAUGAUUACCAAGGGACACGUCCUUCUCUUGAUUGUGGCCAUUCUCUAUGGAAGUCUAAAUGUCGCGCUGCGUGGCGUCUACGCUCAACCAGAUCCUCCCAAGGCCAGUGCUCUUAGUACCAUUCGUGGUUGGAUGGCCGUCCUCUGCUUUGCACCCUUUCUCCUUCAUCAGCGUCAUCAACCACAACAACCACAACAACCCACUUCUACUGCUACUAGCAAUUCCAACAACAACAAUGGCCUCUGGAAAGUGGCCUUGGAAUUGGCCAUUUGGAAUUUUGGGGCACAGGCACUGGUCAAUGUCGGAUUGUUGUACAUUCCAUCGGCGCGAGCGGCCUUUUUCACACAACUCAGCGUCGUCAUGACACCGGGAUUGUCCGCUUUGGCGGGUCAUAAACUCCAUCGCAACGUGGGCAUGGCAUGCGUCUUUGCUUUGAUUGGCUUGGUUUUGCUCUGCAAACAACACAACAGUGACAGCGACAAUGAUAGUCCAGGAUCCUUCACAUUGGGCUUUGGGGAUAUUCUGACACUGUGCGGGGCGCUCAGUUGGUCCACCUACAUUUAUCGACUCUCCGCCGUUGGAGGGCACUACAAUGACGUCCAUUUGCAGGCAUUGAAAAAUAUCAUGUUGGCCAGUCUCUACACCAUCUGGUGUCUCGUCGAGUUUUUUUGGACUGGAGGAGAAAAUCCGUGGAUGGGAUGGUCCUCCAGCAUCCUGGCAUGGGUGUUUUUAUUCUACAGUGCCUUGGGGCCGGGAUGUGUUGCCGAUGUCUUGCAACAGCAGGGACAAGCUACCGUGACGGCCACUGUUUCCAAUAUCAUUCUCUCUUUGGAACCAGUCUUUACCGCCAUUUUUGCACGACUCUUGUUGGGAGAGUACACCUCGGGAAUGGAAAAACUGGGAGGAUGCAUGAUUCUCUUGGCGGCCAUUGUUGCCACGUUGGGACAAGAAGAGUGA